Tigriopus californicus is the source of this 622-nucleotide messenger RNA. Its product is annotated as carbonic anhydrase 2-like. The transcript has 6 exons. NCBI's taxonomy places the organism in Eukaryota, Metazoa, Arthropoda, Copepoda, Harpacticoida, Harpacticidae. The coding region runs from base 53 to 607 and encodes 184 amino acids. Gene Ontology annotation, molecular function: zinc ion binding; carbonate dehydratase activity. The record is from RefSeq and is a predicted model, not a curated record.
CUUCACUUGUGUUUAGGCAUCCGGGAAAGUUGUUUCUCUAAUAUUCUAAACCAUGUUGUUACUCCUUAUCUUGGGUGCUUGUCUUGCUUCCACGCACGCAUCUCCAGAUUGGGACUACAGAGAUACUUCCCAGUGGUGUGACAGUUUUCCGACUUGUUGUCCCUCAUCCGUUCGACAAUCUCCGAUUGACAUCAUUGAAAGCAACGCUGUCCCCCAGAGCUAUCCAACAUUUGAAGUAACUUUUGAGACUGAUGGACCUCCAAGUGCUGUGGAAGGAAUAUUAUCAAAUAAUGGUCACACAGUUCAAUGGAGCGUUGAUACGAGCAAGAACAAUAUAGAACUCGCGAAAGGACCCCUUGGCUCGGAUACUUACCAGUUAGCCCAAUUUCAUUUCCAUUGGGGACGAACCCAAAGGACCGGAUCUGAGCAUGCUCUUAACGGAAAAUUUUUUCCGGCAGAGGUCCAUUUCGUUCAUUACAAUAAGAAAUAUAACAGCCUGGCGGAAGCAGCAGGAAAAUCUGAUGGGUUGGCUGUCGUAGGAAUUUUCAUAGAGGUGGAAGAAGCCAAAUCCGUAAUUUUCCAGUAUAUGGUAAAGGCACGAAUCUAACCUCAAAAAAUAACC